Messenger RNA from Humulus lupulus (European hop), 891 nucleotides. RefSeq names its product accelerated cell death 11-like. NCBI's taxonomy places the organism in Eukaryota, Viridiplantae, Streptophyta, Magnoliopsida, Rosales, Cannabaceae. Bases 54 to 701 code for a protein of 215 amino acids. The transcript is spliced from 4 exons. Gene Ontology annotation, cellular component: membrane; cytoplasm; cytosol. The record is from RefSeq and is a predicted model, not a curated record. Gene Ontology annotation, biological process: ceramide transport; intermembrane lipid transfer. Gene Ontology annotation, molecular function: ceramide 1-phosphate transfer activity; ceramide 1-phosphate binding.
UCUCCAUUCUAUAAAAAUACUAAGGAGCUACAAUCAUAUAUAUAUAUAUAUCAAUGGCCGGUAGUAGUAGUAGUGGUAAGAGGAACAAUAAUCUGAGGAAGUUGGUGGGUGCAUUUGAAGAGCUGGCCGGCACAGUCAACUCGGCCGAUCCACACAUCAAAGCCAUCCAAUUCGCUCAUGCUUGUCGCCUCUUUGCUACCUCAAACUUCAACUUUGGGGUUGCUUUUAUGUUUGCUGAUGUCGAACUUCUAAACAAGGUGGAUAACGUAGAGAAAGCAGCACAAGCAGGUGAGACAAUCAAGAGAUUAGUGGAGCUAGAUGUUGAACAAGGUUCAGUUAAGGUCAACAGUGGCCCUUCCAGAAGCUUAAAUCGAUUAAAGCGAGUUGUUGAUUUGGCUCGAAUAUUCUUUGAGCAAGUCCUUGAAGACGACGAAGGAUCAGAUUCAAUAGCUGAGCCAAUAGGCAAAGCUUAUGACCAAGUGUUUGCUCCAUACCAUGGGCCCACUGUUAGGGAGGCUGUUGCUGUUGCAAAGUACUUUCUUCCAAACAAGUCCAGUCUUUGGAAUAUGCUUGACGAAGAUGAUGAAUCGAUAAAGGAGCCACUGGAAAAGUUUGUUGCUGCAUCAAAAGUUGUGACGCAAUACAUCGAGAGCAUCUUCCUAUCAAAUGAAGAAACUGCUGAGUUACUUAGGUUAAUUUGAUUGGAAGCAUAGCAGGUCGAUACAUAUAAAUAUAUAUAUAUAUAUAUAGCCUGCUUGAUAAAACUUGUCCUUUAAUAUAAUUUCGUGUUGAUUGUAAUUGGAAUUAUUAUAUUUAUAUUAUGUUUGAAAAUAAAUUGAUGAGUUAAAGGAGUGUGUAAAAAUUAUCUAUUACAAUUAGAACUGACCAAUU